CGGCCGCGGCCCCUGUGAAACGCGGCGGGAGACCCCACGUCGGCCUUUUCCGCCCCGGAUCCCAACAGCGCGGCAGCACGAUGCCUGGUGUCACGGUGAAGGACGUGAAUCAGCAGGAGUUUGUCAAAGCCCUGGGUGCUUUUCUCAAGAAGUCUGGCAAGUUAAAGGUACCCGAUUGGGUUGACACUGUGAAGCUGGGCAAACACAAAGAACUGGCUCCAUAUGACGAGAACUGGUUCUACACUCGGGCUGCCUCCACAGUGCGUCACCUGUACUUGAGGGGUGGUGUUGGCGUUGGUGCCAUGACCAAGAUUUACGGUGGCCGCCAAAGGAACGGUGUGAAGCCCAGUCACUUCAGCCGUGGUUCCAAGUCUGUGGCUAGGAAGGUGCUGCAGGCUCUGGAAGGCCUGAAGAUGGUGGAGAAGGAUCCUAAUGGUGGCCGCAGACUGACUCCACAAGGACAGAGAGAUCUAGACCGUAUCGCUGGCCAGGUCGCAGCAGCGAACAAGAAGCAUUGAAUAUGUGUAUCGUGUAUUGGAGAAUGAUUAAAGUUUUCAGUUCUAA
Messenger RNA from Rhincodon typus (whale shark), 564 nucleotides. RefSeq names its product ribosomal protein S19 (gene rps19). Gene Ontology annotation, cellular component: cytosolic small ribosomal subunit; ribosome. The coding region runs from base 81 to 518 and encodes 145 amino acids. Gene Ontology annotation, biological process: ribosomal small subunit assembly; translation. Gene Ontology annotation, molecular function: structural constituent of ribosome; RNA binding. The record is from RefSeq and is a predicted model, not a curated record. The transcript has 6 exons. NCBI's taxonomy places the organism in Eukaryota, Metazoa, Chordata, Chondrichthyes, Orectolobiformes, Rhincodontidae.